Molecule: messenger RNA, 717 nt
Organism: Camelina sativa (false flax)
Lineage: Eukaryota; Viridiplantae; Streptophyta; Magnoliopsida; Brassicales; Brassicaceae
Source: RefSeq, a predicted model, not a curated record
UAGUUUUUACUAUUUGAGGCAGUUCCAAUUUUGGCAAACACUUACAUUGACCAAAUUUCUGAGGCGGAUGCAAGUUGUCCUAGGAUGUGCAGAAAGAAAUUUAAGAGUACCGGUCAGAAAGGUUUUCCUCUAAAGAAUAUAGGUGAUACACUUGGUACAACAAAGGCAAUUGCUAGUGUGAUCCCUCAUAUUGAUGAAGAAAUUCCUCUUCUCGAUUUAAUCAUGGAAGAAGCUGAGGAAGACGAUACCCAUGAUGUCGUAGUUGCCAGUUGGAUGUGGCGCCUUCGUAGAGGACUACCUGUACUUUUGGAGGAGAUGUACACAGCCGAUGUGGCUACUCGUUCAGGACAAAAUGAUGCGAAUGAGGAAAUAGACGCCAAUGAACAACCGAGAGAAGAUACUAUUGAGUUGGUGGAUCUUCUAAGGACCAUGAAGCAGGAUAUGAAAACUCAGUUCGAUAACAUUUCGGUGAAGAUUGAUGGUCUUGAAAAAAGGAUCGAACCGUUGGAAGUAUAUGUGAAAGAGCAAGAGAAAUCAAAGGUAAUACUUCGUAAUACUAUAGUAAUACUUGGUAAUACUUCGAAAUCAAAGGUGUUAACAAAAUUUGGUUUCAUGUCAGUCGCAUGUAGAUGAUGAGCAACCGAGUACUUCACAAGAAGGAGGGAGAGGGACGAAGAGAAAAAGGUCUAAGAAGUAGUAAAACUAUGUUAUUUUCUA